Stylophora pistillata is the source of this 2854-nucleotide messenger RNA. Its product is annotated as STE20/SPS1-related proline-alanine-rich protein kinase. Lineage: Eukaryota; Metazoa; Cnidaria; Anthozoa; Scleractinia; Pocilloporidae. Gene Ontology annotation, cellular component: serine/threonine protein kinase complex. Gene Ontology annotation, molecular function: protein serine/threonine kinase activator activity; protein serine/threonine kinase activity; ATP binding. Gene Ontology annotation, biological process: protein export from nucleus; protein phosphorylation; activation of protein kinase activity. The record is from RefSeq and is a predicted model, not a curated record.
AGGACAAAAUGGCGGCUGCCAGUGAAGUGCGAUGGCCCAACGAAAAGGAGCAGUACGAACUACAAGAAGUGAUAGGGUAUGGUGCGACGGCCGUUGUUCAAGCUGCGAAGUGCAUCCCUCGCAAUGAACGUGUCGCUGUAAAGAGGAUCGAUUUGGAAAAGUGCGGCGCAAGUAUAGAUGAAAUGAUGAAAGAAAUCCGCACCAUGAGUCAGUGUAAUCAUGAAAAUGUUGUAAAUUACUACACAUCAUUUGUGGUGAAGCAAGAACUGUGGAUAGUCAUGAGGUUGCUGAAUGGAGGUUCCAUGCUUGAUGUGAUCAAACACCAGAAAAAGAGGGGUCACCUUGUAGAUGGUGUCCUUGAUGAGGCUGUUAUAGCAUCUGUUAUGAGGGAAGUUCUAAAGGGUCUAGAUUAUUUCCAUAGCCAGGGGCUAAUACACAGGGAUGUUAAGGCUGGUAACAUUCUACUGGCUACUGAUGGUACAGUUCAACUGGCUGACUUUGGUGUUAGUUCAGUGAUAAGUGAUUAUGGGGACAGGUCAAGGCCAAAGGUUAGGAAGACAUUUGUUGGCACACCAUGUUGGAUGGCACCAGAAGUCAUGGAACAGGUUCAUGGCUACAACCACAAAGCUGAUAUUUGGAGUUUUGGCAUUACAGCCAUUGAGUUGGCCACUGGAAUUGCUCCAUAUGCAAAGUUUCCAGCUAUGAAGGUGCUGAUGUUAACUUUACAAAAUGACCCACCCUCUCUUGACACUGUGGCACAGAAUGAAGGCAACAAAGACAACUACAAAAAGUAUACCAAAAUAUUUAGAAAGAUGAUAAGCAGUUGUUUGGUAAAAGAUCCCACUCAGAGACCAGAUGCUUCUGAACUUCUAAAGCAUCCCUUUUUCAAGAAAGCCAGGGAAAAGGAUUUUUUAGUGGAGACAUUAGUCCCACUAAUGCCUUCUCUGGGUGAAAGAUCACAAAAGGUUAAGCGAGUCCCAGGAUCCAGUGGACGACUUCACCGAGCUGCCGAUGGCAGCUGGGAGUGGUCUGAUGACGAGGCGAAAAAUGACGGCGACAGCGAUGGUGAUGAUGACGAUGAAAAGCCGAAAAAGACCAAUACCGUCACGGAAACUGCACCCAAAUCCCAAGGACCGGACAUCAAGGUUCAACCGUCCACACCGACAUCACCUAAACCUCCUGCACAAAUCAACUUGGAUCUUACUCUUAGAUUAAGAAAUGCCAAGAAAGAGCUGAAUGAUAUCAGAUUUGACUUUACCCCUGGUAAAGACACUGCGGAGGGUGUGGCACAAGAGUUGGUUACAGCAGGUUUAAUAAGUGGACAAGAUUUAGUUGUUGUUGCUGCUAAUCUAAGAAAAGUCAUUGAUGAUCCCCCAAGCAACAAGUCUAUGACAUUUCCCCUUAAAUCAAGUAGCCACGAACCUCCUGAUGAUCGGACGUUAAUUGGAUUCGCGCAGCUCACAAUAAACUCUUAGCGACUCAGGAGCAGCCCCAAUCGAACAAAAAGAAAAGACUUGUUACAGUUCUUUAAUUUUGUGUCGUUCAUCUCAUCCCAAUUUUUAGGAAUGUUUUCCUCAUCAGGGUGGGAGAGAAAUCAUUGGAUGAAUUAAGUAAAGAGAGGUCCAUGCAAUAUAAGGGCAAAUUAACCUGACAGAAGUGAUUAACAUGUAACGUCUUCCUUUAAUAUCCAUGCAUUAUCCAGAAAUCAAGUUUCUGAGAGUACCCAAACUCAUUAGUUAGAAUCUGUCACCUUGAUCUUACACCAAAUUCUCGUAGUUAAUUUACACGUGAAUGUGUAGGAGCUAGAGGAGAGAAUUUACAACCAGAUCUCGGGUUUAAAGGGUUCAAAGCCUUCCCAUGAAAUUGCUUUCUUAGAUUUUUCUCCUUAAAUUUUUCCCUCAGUUGUCAAUUUAAGAAAGAUCUGCGCCACCUGUUUUGUCACGAGGGUGGAACAAGGGGAAAAUAGGAGCUUCCAGUACGAAGAAAAAAAAAAACAAUUUUACAUCUUUCUUUCUCUCCUAUUCUAUGUUUUGCACAUCGUCUUCCACUCUGCUGAUCUUAGUGGUGUGCAGGACUUUUGUUGCAUGUUAAGCUAGUAGUGGCAUGGAGUUUUCUUUAUCUCAGUGGUAGUGAAAUACGAAGGGUUUGUAGUUGGAUUCCUUAUGGGGAGUCAGAUUGAUUUUCCUUUCUUCGACGCUUGCUACAAAAUGAACACAUAAUAUUCAGAAAAAACAGUUAAUGAUAUUAGGGUUCCAUAAAAGGUCCUCUGCGGACUUAGUAAGUUCGACUGAAAUUUACAUUGUCUCUCUGUUUCAUUGGUUUGGAUUUCCAAGGGGCAAAUUUCCUCAAUAGAGGCUAUAAUAUUAGCCCGACAGGAAUGGUGUGUGCGGUCGGGAAAAGGGGUUAAAUUCUCAAGACAGAUUAUCAUCGACUGGAACUUGUUUUAUUUUUCACUUAAUCUUGAAUGUUUUGUUUCUGUGAGGUCUAGCACUAUUUUAUUCUCUCUACGUUAACAACCCAGCAGCAGUAGAGCCACAUUCGGAAGAACUUGGUUCUCUGGGGGAAAAUCAUUAUAGUCUUGCUUUGGCUCCUGAUUGGCCCAAAAGAGAAAACAUCUUGCUUUUGAUUGGUUGAGGCUAAAUAUAGCACAUUUCAUACCGUCUCUCGUUGGGAAAAUCUCUCCAUCUGAAGAAUGGCUGAUUGUAAAUUUUCGCUAGCCAUGUUGGUGUAGAUUGCGUCAUAGACAAUGCAUUCGUAUACAACGCGCUAAUUUUGUGUCUGAAGAUAAAACCUCACUAAUACUAGAUAAACUCAACUAGAAAGUAUUUUAUUAAAACAAUGCGACUAAAUGUGA